AUGGCUAAGUUGGAUGAUCUGCCAGAUGAGCUGAUACUCAACAUACUCCACAGAAUUACCUCCAAUGAAGCUGACCAGACUACUCUAGCAGGUUUCGCACGUGUUGCGAAGAAAUACCGACCCGUCGCCGAGGAGGUUCUUUACCAUGCGCCUAUCCUUCCCCUCGGAUUUGAUCAUCAUGGUGCCGUUAUGCAAUUCCUGCGUGCAUUGAUCAAGGACGCGAAACUCGCGAACUUCGUGCAUCAUCUCGUGCUUCCAGUCACGAAGCGACUGCACCACGAUGUGUCAGAAUGUCAAGAUCAACAAUGCGUGCACGGUCUGGAGAACCUCAAAGCUGAUAUAGAUCGCCGAGUGGGCUCCGAUUAUAAGCUUUGCACUCAAGUUGAGGGUGAGAAAGAGAUUUCCAUCGACGGAAAGAUCGACGGACAGACGAUGCCUGCAUGUUAUUUCGAGCCGUCACUCGGUGGCCUCAUCCUCGGUCUGCUCCCCAACCUGGAAACGCUCGACAUGCAAACCUACCAAGAACCAUUUGGCCCGGAUGAGCAUGGUAAGGUACGGCCAAGAAUCACCGAGACAACGGUCCAAGACUGGUUUGGUGCUCAAAGCAGUCAGGUUGGCGACAACGCCGUUAGUGGUCUUGCUGGUUUGCAACACCUGUCUUGUGAAGAGAUCACAGGCUUUGAAUUCUUUCGAGGGCCAAAUCUAACGUCAUUGGAACUAAAAUGGGAUACUUACUUGGGAGCGAACCCCAUCGCAGCCCCGGUACCCGCUGUCAUUUCUACCAGCAUCACUUCUAUACAUCUUGAGAUGACCAUUCAAAUGCUCGAUGGCAGGAGGUGCAUCAGAAGCGAAUACCUCCACGAUCUUUUGCAGGGUUUGCCAGCGCUUCAGAAGAUAUCAGUAUUUCUCUCUUACCCUGAACGGCACUCUCACCUUGACUUUGAGGAUAGAGACGACCUAGGUUGGGAUAACAUCAUCGAAGCUCUGAAACACGCAGCGCCAACGCUUGAAGAGUUGUUUAUUGAUGUCGAGGUACCCUUUACGGAUGAGAGCGUAUCGACACGGGCUCGGUCCAUUGCAACUUCGCUGCGCAAUCAUAAGUUUGACAAACUGAAGCGGCUACGCAUCCCGAAUGAAGCGCUGUGCAGCGUACAAAUGAGUCAUAGGGUUGAUUCGGUCGACUCGCUUCCCUUGGGCCUAGAGACGAUCGAAGUUGUAGACCCUGAUUACCGCACUCUGGUUUGGGUGGAUGCCCUGACAGUUCGUAAACGUGAGGGGCAUCAUGCUGCACUGCGCGCAGUUGCAUUGAGACAGCGGGAUUGGGUCGAAGCCGCGCAAGUCUGGUCAGAUGCGGAAGAGGAGGGCAUUGCGAUUAUUAGAGCCGUCUUGCCCACUCACUAG
Alternaria ethzedia is the source of this 1401-nucleotide messenger RNA. RefSeq lists its product as uncharacterized. The coding region runs from base 1 to 1401 and encodes 466 amino acids. The record is from RefSeq and is a predicted model, not a curated record. The transcript has a single exon. NCBI's taxonomy places the organism in Eukaryota, Fungi, Ascomycota, Dothideomycetes, Pleosporales, Pleosporaceae.